Molecule: messenger RNA, 2690 nt
Organism: Colossoma macropomum (tambaqui)
Lineage: Eukaryota; Metazoa; Chordata; Actinopteri; Characiformes; Serrasalmidae
Gene: swap70a
Product: switching B cell complex subunit SWAP70a
Cellular component (GO): cytoplasm; nucleus
Source: RefSeq, a predicted model, not a curated record
UCAGCGGCGCUCCGAGUCCUGAGGCAGGUGGAGGCUUACAGCGGGCGAAAUGGUGCACCGAGGCGAGAUUUUAAAGCCAGUAUGGCACGCGUUUGCUGCCCUGGACCUAGACCGAACUGGCAAAGUCUCCAAAUCCCAGCUAAAGGUGCUGUCUCAGAACCUAUGCACAGUGCUGAAGAUCCCUCAUAAGACCUCUGAUCUGGAGGAGCACUUUAAGGAUGAUGACGAGGGUCCGGUGUCCACUCAAGGCUACAUGCCCUAUCUCAACCGCUUCAUCCUGGACAAGGUCCAGGGGAACUUUGAUUUUAUGGAGCUGAACAGAAUGUGCUGGACGUUGUGUUCUCGUAAGAAAGCCAACUUCAGCAUGCUCAUCUCAGACAAUGAUGCCUUCAAGGUCUGGUGUAUUUUCAACUUUUUGUCUGAAGAACAUUAUCCCCUAGUCAUUGUCAUAGAAGAGAUUGAGUAUUUCCUGCGGAAGCUGAUAGAAGCCAUAGGUAGUGACUGGAAUGAGGGCAAAUUUGUGGAUUACAAGGCUCGGCUGAGCACAAAGAAGAAUUGCUUAAGUGUCUGGGAGCUGAUUGAGCUGGUGGGCAUGAGCUACUUUACCAAGGGCAUGGAGCGCCAGACGAUCUCUAUGGGCAUCAAUGAAGUCUUUCAGGAGCUCAUUCUCAAUAUUCUGAAACAGGGCUAUAUGACGAAAAAAGGCCACAAAAGAAAAAACUGGACCGAGCGCUGGUUCGAGCUGCGUCCUGAUUCACUCUCGUACUAUGAAAGUGAGGACCUUCUUGAGCAGAAAGGCUACAUUUUGCUCGAUCGUCACUGUUCUGUAGAGUCUUUACCAGAAAAAGAUGGGAAGAAAAACCUCUUCAUCGUCAAAUCUUCAGAAAAAAGUCUGGAGAUCAGCGCGCCUGACAAAAAGAAACGGCAAGAGUGGAUUCAAGCUGUGCAGGACUGCAUUAACCGGCUGAGGCAGGGUCUGUCUCCCCCGCACCGUGAGGCUCGGCAGCGACGCAGGGAGCUCCGCAGUCGGUUGCAGGUGGAGCAGAACCAGAUGGAGGGCAGGAUGAAGGAGCUGCAGCUGGCCAAUGAAAGGAAGCAGAACCAACUGGAGGCCAUGAGGAAGAACCUGGAGGAGGCAGCUGCAAGGGCUGCUAUGGAGGAGCAAAGGAGAAUUCGGACCCAGGUAGAUCUGCAAAACCGGUACAGGAUGGACUUGGAGAGAGAAAAAAUGGUGCGGAUGCAGAUGGAGGAGCAGGUGGCUCAGAAGUCCAGUGAACUGGAGCAGUAUCUGCAGCGUAUGCAGGAGCUGGAGGACAUGUAUCGUCGCCUGGAGGAGGCACUAGAGGAGGAGAGACAGUCCAGACAGGAUGAAGAGGCCCUACGCAAACUGCAGGCAAGGCUGCUGGAAGAGGAGGUCAGUAAGCGGGCUGAGCUGGAGCAGAUCCACCUGCAGCAACAGUCUGCCAUGUCCCAGACCCAGAUGGAGAAGGAGCAGUUGGAGAAGCAGAGGCUGGAGCAGGAGCGCACCCUGCAGGCUGCCAUGAUGCAGCUUGAGAACCUUGAACGGCAGAGACAGGGAGCACUGGAGCAGUAUGAGGAGGUCACAAAGAAACUGGAGCAGGCCACUAACAGGACGAGGAGCUGGAAGGAUAAAGUUGCUCAACAUGAGGGGCUUAUUCGACUCAUUCAGCCAGGGAGCAAGGGUCCCCAGAAAAUGACCAACUGGGGGGCUGCAGCGUUCACCGAGACUGAGCUGAAUGUGAGGGAGAGGUCUUGGCAGGAGAACAAGAACAAGCCAGGCAACGCACUGUAAAAAUGAUCUGUUUUUACAUGUUUACACGUGUAACGUAAUACAGAUUUCUGAACCCUGUUUCUUAUUUUCUUAUUCAGAUGCUGUUAUUCCAUAUUUCUAAUAUUUCAGUUAACACUUACAUUGGUUAUUUAUCUUGUGUAUAAACCGCUGGUGGACAAACAAACUAACUCACUGUCACUGCUCGCAUGUAGAAUUAAUUAAGUGAAUGAGGUUACAGGAAGUGCUUGUGAUUUUUUUAAAAGUGGGUUUACAUCAUCCUUUUUUUUUAAACUGUAUGUUCAAAAAAUAAAAUUCUGCCGUUCCUUUUUUCUCUCUGCCAUGUAAGACAUUUUUGCAAAUAUGUUAAUAACGUUAAAUUCUGUUGUUAAGUGGAUGAUUUACCCAUUCAGACAUUUCACCCCAAAAAUUCUACAUAAAUAUGCUUCAUUAAAUAGUUGAACUGAACAUGGAAGUAUGGCCAAAGACCUCUUAGUUUGUGGGUGUAUGUGUGUAUGUACAUCCACUAGAUGUCACUCUUGUAACUUUUUUAGCAUACUAGACAGUCAUUCUCAAGUCUGCUGGCCGCUGAUGUUGUGAGUGAUAACACGAUGCAGAUAGACUCAUUGGGCCUGUCCCAAACGGUGCUCUAAGCCCUCUGGUCCUUUUCUGAGUUUGCACCUUGGUGACAACUUGCAUACAGGGCAGGAGCACUCGAGGGGGCUAGGUUUGAGAGUUUACAGAUUAUACAUGUCAUGGAUCUGGUGAAAUUAUAUAAUUGAUGGUACUUGUUUUUAUUAGCUUAUUUGCUUUCCUACAGUGGCUCAGUAUAGAUUACAAGCAGAAUGUAACUCAGUGACAAAUUAAAUUAAUAAAGAAAUGCAUUUUACAUUUUACAUCA